AAUUUGUCUCAAGACGAUUUUUGAAUUGCGUGCUCUGAGUUUUGUCCCUACGUGGCAUCCGUAUCAACUUGGUUAAUCCAAGAUGGCGGCCACCACCGUUGGAAACGAUCUUAUAGACAAUGAUCUUCCCACUGCUGUGCGUCUACUCAACAGUCUCACAGAACAGGUUGCUUCAGUAACAAGUCAUGUCCGGGACCUGAUAAAGAAAGUCAGAGAGAAAGCUUAUCAGACCUCAAAGGGUUUGUCUUUUUUGGACUUGAGAUAUCAUCUAUUACUGUUUUACCUUCAAGACAUCACUCAUUUGAUCAGUUUAAAGACAGAAGGGGAAAGUCUGAAGGACAACAGCGCCAUCCACAGGCUAGUCACCAUAAGGACG
This is a messenger RNA of Sinocyclocheilus anshuiensis, 376 nucleotides long. RefSeq names its product neuroguidin-like. The record is from RefSeq and is a predicted model, not a curated record. Lineage: Eukaryota; Metazoa; Chordata; Actinopteri; Cypriniformes; Cyprinidae. The annotation marks the transcript as partial. Gene Ontology annotation, cellular component: small-subunit processome; nucleolus. The transcript is spliced from 4 exons. Gene Ontology annotation, biological process: maturation of SSU-rRNA from tricistronic rRNA transcript (SSU-rRNA, 5.8S rRNA, LSU-rRNA).